Molecule: messenger RNA, 2272 nt
Organism: Corticium candelabrum
Lineage: Eukaryota; Metazoa; Porifera; Homoscleromorpha; Homosclerophorida; Plakinidae
Product: cleavage and polyadenylation specificity factor subunit 3-like
Exons: 27
Coding region: 1-2088 (695 amino acids)
Biological process (GO): mRNA 3'-end processing by stem-loop binding and cleavage
Cellular component (GO): mRNA cleavage and polyadenylation specificity factor complex
Molecular function (GO): RNA endonuclease activity; 5'-3' RNA exonuclease activity; RNA binding
Source: RefSeq, a predicted model, not a curated record
AUGGCGGCGGGAGUGAAAAGAAAAGCAGAGACUCUUCCACCGGAAGAGAGUGAUUUGUUGGUGAUACGACCAUUAGGAGCAGGUCAAGAGGUGGGACGUUCAUGUGUUAUGCUUGAAUUCAAGGGAAAGAAAAUAAUGCUUGACUGUGGAAUUCAUCCGGGGAUGCGUGGAGUGGAUGCUCUGCCUUUUACAGAUUUGAUUGAUGCGAAUGAAAUUGAUUUGCUGCUUGUGAGCCACUUUCACUUGGAUCAUUGUGGAGCCUUGCCUUGGUUUUUAGAAAAGACUACAUUUCAUGGUCGAGUGUUUAUGACUCAUGCAACGAAGGCUAUUUAUAGGUGGAUGCUGUCUGACUACAUCAAAGUCAGUAACAUAUCAACCGAGGACAUGUUGUACAGCGAGAAAGAUCUAGAGAGCAGUAUGGACAAGAUAGAGACAGUUAACUUUCACCAGGAAACUGAAGUGAAUGGCAUUAAGUUCUGGUGUUAUCACGCUGGUCAUGUGCUUGGGGCUGCAAUGUUUAUGAUCGAAAUUGCAGGAGUUAAGAUUCUCUACACUGGAGAUUUUAGUCGAGAGGAAGACAGACAUCUUAUGGCUGCUGAAAUUCCUCAAAUAUCACCAGACAUUCUGAUUACAGAGGCAACUUAUGGUACUCAGAUACAUGAGAAAAGAGAAGUCAGAGAAGCAAGAUUCACAAGUACUGUACAUGACAUUGUUAAUCGAGGUGGCAGAUGUCUUAUUCCUGUCUUUGCUCUUGGCCGUGCACAAGAACUACUUUUAAUUCUUGAUGAAUAUUGGGAUCAACAUCCUGAGCUGCACGACAUUCCAAUCUACUAUGCUUCAUCUCUGGCAAAGAAAUGCAUGGCUGUGUAUCAGACGUAUGUGAAUGCAAUGAAUGAGAGAAUUAGAAAACAAAUUGCUAUUUCUAAUCCAUUUAUGUUCAAGCACAUUUCGUAUUUGAAGGGUAUUAGUCAGUUUGACGAUAUUGGACCUUCAGUUGUGAUGGCUAGUCCAGGAAUGAUGCAGAGUGGUUUGUCGAGGCAGCUUUUUGAAACAUGGUGUACAGACAAGAGAAAUGGUGUUCUGAUUGCUGGCUAUUCAGUUGAGGGGACUCUUGCAAAGCAUCUGAUGUCAGAACCAGAAGAAAUAGUGACAAUGUCUGGGCAGAAGAUGGCUCGCAAGUGUUCUAUUGACUACAUUUCUUUCUCUGCUCACACUGAUUAUGAGCAGACGAGUCAUUUCGUUCGUGUUCUGAAACCGCCUCAUAUUAUAUUGGUGCAUGGUGAACAGAAUGAAAUGGGAAGACUCAAAUCUGCUCUACUGAGAGAGUAUGAAGAUAAUGAGGAGACAAGUAUUGUUGUCUACAAUCCCAAAAACACCGAAGGAGUAGAUCUUCACUUUAGAGGGGAAAAGAUGGCCAAGGUGAUUGGCAGUCUGGCUGCGGUCAAGCCAAGAGAUGGUCACAAAGUGUCUGGUGUUUUGGUGAAAAAAGGGUUCUCUUACCAGAUUGUUGCACCAUCAGAGUUAUCAGCAUAUACUGACUUGGCUACAAGUGUAAUCAAACAGCGUCAAACAGUAGCAUUUACAGCUCCCUUGUCGGUCCUCGACUAUUAUCUGCAACAACUUGCUGGCAAUGUUGAGCAACAUGUUGUGCAGGGAAAAUCAGCUCUUCGGGUGUUUGGUUGCAUUACAGUGAUCAAGGAUAAAAGUGGUGUCAUACUUGAGUGGAUUGCUAGUCCCGUGAACGACAUGUACGCUGAUGCAGUACUGACAACAGUUUUACAGAUAGACACAGAACCAUCUCAUGUAGCAGAUGCUUUGUCAGACGCUCCUCCAGUCAGACUGCCUGAUGAUGACGCGUUUCCAGAGAGGGUAAUUAAAUUGCUGCAGGAAGUAUUUGGUGAGGAAAGGGUAGAUAUGUCAGAAGACGGCCUUGCUAUAGUAGUCUCAACGGAUGCAUCUGCAGCAACGAUUGAUGUGGAUACUCUAGAGAUUUCUUGUCCUGAUGACAGUUUACUCAGUCUGAUAUCAUCAGCUGUUAGAAGACUUCACGUAGCAUUGACACCAUGCAAAGGUUCUACCAAGAACUAGUUGAAUUGCUGCAAGAGUUAUUCUCCGACGUCUGUAAGGUUGAAAACAGAUGUUCAGUGUGCAGUUUGCGUAUCAUUUUCCUUGGUGUUUGAUCUCAAACUCAGGAGAAAGUGAUUCAUUGAAUACUUGCGUAUGGAAGUGUAAUAAUUUUAAUUUAUAAUAAAUAAUUACGUUUUUAGCCAUA